CGCGGGCUAGGCGCGCGUGCGCACUGCGCGACAGCCCGAACUGGCUGGUUGGGGGGGCGGAGAGACUGAUCCCCGAGUGUCGUUUUGGCAAGUCUCUGGGUUGGAGUUUUGGCAACUCCGAGGGGUGUGGGAGAGGAGCUGGGGAUCCUCCUGGCGGCCACCGGACCAGGUUAAAUAGCGGCCGGGACAGUGGUCGAAAGCCGGGCGCGGCAUGUCCCUGGUGCCGCGGUGCUUAGAGUGAAGCGCGUGGCGAUCAGGAUGGGCCGGCGCCGGGCGCCAGAGCUGUACCGGGCCCCGUUCCCGUUGUACGCGCUUCAGGUCGACCCCAGCACGGGGCUGCUCAUUGCUGCAGGAGGAGGAGGCGCUGCCAAGACGGGCAUAAAGAAUGGCGUGCACUUUCUACAGCUAGAGCAGAUUAAUGGGCGCCUUAGUGCCUCCUUGCUACACUCCCAUGACACAGAGACACGGGCUACCAUGAACUUGGCUCUGGCUGGUAACAUCCUUGCUGCAGGGCAGGAUGCCCACUGUCAGCUCCUGCGCUUCCAGACCCACCAGCAGAAGGGCAAAACCAAGGUAGAGAAGGCAGGUUCCAAGGAGCAGGGGCCUCGACAGAGGAAGGGGGCAGCCCCAGUAGAGAAGAAGCCUGGAGCUGAAACCCACCAGGAGGGGAUAGAGCUGAGCGUAGAGAAUUUGAAAGCCGUGCAGACAGACUUCAGCCCUGAUCCGUUUCAGAAAGUUGUAUGCUUCAACCACGAUAACACACUGCUUGCCACUGGAGGGACAGAUGGCUACGUUCGUAUCUGGAAGGUACCCAGCCUAGAGAAAGUUCUGGAGUUCAGAGCCCACGAAGGAGAGAUUGAGGACCUGGCUUUGGGGCCUGAUGGCAAGUUGGUAACUGUGGGCUGGGACCUUAAGGCCUCCGUGUGGCAGAAGGAUCAGCUGGUGACACAGCUGCACUGGCAAGAGAAUGGACCCACCUUUUCUAACACGCCUUACCGCUACCAGGCCUGCAGGUUUGGGCACGUUCCAGACCAACCUACCAGGCUGCGACUCUUCACGGUACAGAUUCCCCACAAGCGUCUGCGCCAGCCCCCACCCUGCUACCUCACAGCCUGGGAUGGCUCCACCUUCUUGCCCCUUCGCACCAAGUCCUGUGGUCAUGAAGUCAUCUCCUGCCUUAGUGUCAGUGAAUCAGGCACCUUCCUAGGCCUGGGCACAGUCACCGGCUCUGUUGCCAUCUACAUAGCUUUCUCUCUCCAGUGCCUCUACUAUGUGAGGGAAGCUCAUGGCAUUGUCGUGACGGAUGUGGCCUUUCUACCUGAGAAGGGUCGUGGUCCCGAACUCCUUGGGUUCCAUGAAACUGCCCUGUUCUCUGUAGCUGUGGAUAGUCGUUGCCAGUUGCAUCUGCUGCCCUCACGGAGGAGUGUUCCUGUGUGGUUGCUGCUCCUGCUCUGUGUCGGGCUUAUUGUUAUGACCAUCCUGCUGCUUCAGAGUGUCUUUCCAGGUUUUCUUUAGCCUUUCUGCUCCUAGGGAAUGAGGAGCCUGGACACUGCCACCUUCUAGACCAGAGUGGAGGUCUGGACCCCAUUGCUUACUCCACCUGGGUCCCCAGUUGGGGUUGCUUCUGAUGAUACCGAUGGGCACUGCCUGCCCUGCCCACUGAAAACUUGGCUAUGGCCCUGUGUGACUCUGAAUCCUGGGAACCAUUCAUUCUUCAUCCAUGGAUUGACCCAGGACAGUGGUGUCUGAAGCCCAGACCACACUCCCUGCAUCCUUCCCUCUAACAGAGGCUCCAGAGCUUGUCCUUUCUCCAGAAACAUAUGAAGAUGCCCAAGAACCCAGAGGUACUGCUGUCCAUCACUUGUACUUUACAUGAGCCCCUGGUGUUUGCUGGGGCAAGCUCUGGCCUAGGACUUGCAAUCUGGGAAGGAAGGAGCAAAAGGAAGACUCAAGCAAUAAUCUCUGGGUCCAGCUGGUAACUCUGAACCAGCUAGGCUACAUAUACGAGAAGUUCCUGGAUGGUCUACUCUAGCUUUGAGGAAAGGGAAAAUGAACCUCAGCCCAUUCUUCAGGAAAAGUUGAUAUUUAAUAAAUAAGUGAAGACGGAAUUAAGACCC
Messenger RNA from Canis lupus familiaris (dog), 2117 nucleotides. RefSeq names its product prolactin regulatory element binding (gene PREB). Gene Ontology annotation, cellular component: endoplasmic reticulum membrane. Gene Ontology annotation, biological process: protein secretion. The record is from RefSeq and is a predicted model, not a curated record. Lineage: Eukaryota; Metazoa; Chordata; Mammalia; Carnivora; Canidae. The coding region runs from base 259 to 1515 and encodes 418 amino acids. Gene Ontology annotation, molecular function: protein binding; GTPase activator activity; guanyl-nucleotide exchange factor activity. The transcript is spliced from 9 exons.